CGUUGCAAGGAGAGUGUGUACGAAGCCUCGUUGCAAACAACUUGUCUGAGCCUGGAGGCUGCGAUUAUUAACGCAUGCAGUUGACAAUGCUCAUGCUGAUCCUGCGAGACACACACUGGACUGCUGCAGACUGAGAAGGCACGAGAGGGUGGAGCUGCAGAACGCAUACAAACAGAGCCUGCAAAACAACGGGGAACAUUAAUCACAUCUGCACAAAUACUACUAUCGCAAAUCACAGUGCAUUUUAUAUACACACGCAACAAAGAUGGCUGUAAUCGAUAUCCUGACACCAGCUGUUGGGGAAAAUCCACAUGAUGCCAAACACCCAACCGAAGAGACAGGUAUUCCUGAAGAGGGCAUUUCUGGAACCAAAACACCAAUACAAGAAUCUGGCAUUAAGGAAGAGCAUUGUGUCAGUGAUCAACUGGAGAAAAAAGAUCUUCAGUCUCCCCCCUUGUCAACACUGGAUUGUCUUACCCAAGAUGAGAUGAACGGAAGCCCAGCAAUCCAACCUUUAGCACGCACUUCGGUACACUCAGAUGAAGAACACUCAGACAAAGCUCCCAACUCCCCUGACCUCAUUGCUCACCACCAGCUAGAAGAUCCAGCCCAAGAAAGGGACCCUGCUUUGGAUACAGAGAACACCCCAAGUGAGGAAGAUGGUGGAGCCCUAACUCUGGGUUCUGGAGAUGUUCCUGCUGUAUCUUGCAGCUUGGACCACGACCCGAUUCCUACUGCUGAUUGUGAUGAUAAAAAGAAGGAGACAAAAAAAAAGAACCGCCGUCAGAAGAAAUCGAAGGCCAAGAAGAUGAAGAAAAACAAACCAUCUCCAGCGAUCGCUUCAUCGACUCACUGCUGUGCUAUCACGAAGGUGUUGGAGGAUCUGAGACCUUGGUUGAUAGGUUUUCUGGUAGUUCUACUGCUAUGUUUGUACUCCUCUGCUGAUGCUAUCAAUAUACCUGCUCCGGUCUGCAUUGGACAAACUGCAGCCCUGGAUUUGAAUACGGAGGGCCCUGUGAAAGGACCUUAUGCUGUAUAUAAGGGAAUUUUUCGGAAAAGCAAGGUUGUGUACUCAAAUGAGAUUGUGUCCAACUGUCCUCCAAGACCAUACGUCAUCCCAGAUGAUCAAAGCUACUUAUUCUGCAACUCGGACAAUGGAACAGCCCUGCUUCUGGUGUCAAAUGUUACUUUGGCGCACAACAGCAAAUUCACAGUCGAAUAUACAACUCAAGAUGACAGCCCAGGUUCCAAGGAGACCAGCCUGCAAGUCAAUAGCACUGAGUGCCCUUCAAAAAUGACAAAUGAGGACUCUCGCAACGAUACGAACACACAAAGCAACCUUGGUGAAGGUCCCAACAUCCCAGUUCUUUGUGGUUUUGUCGCUGGAGUUGUAAUAUUACUCGUUGCCCUUGCUUUGGCUGGAUAUUGUUUGAUCAAAAGAUGCAGGAAAGAUGGAGAGCAAAACAUGAUUGAAUUAGAUCAAGUGGAUGCCUGUAGCAGAUUGGCUGAGGAUGGCCAGCAGGCUGCGACUGGGAAUGGGAAUAUCAACCAAUAGCAAGCCAAGAUGCUGAAGGGUCUGCUGAGAACCGGCCUGCAGCUGUGUAGCUCAUAUUGCACAGAGAUUAGUAUUCUCAGUAAUUAGUUAGUGAAAUCUAGAGAAGUUGAUGGAACCAUGCUUGAGUUCAGAACUAAGAUGAAAAAUCUGGGGGUGAUUUUCGAUCCUGGGUUAACUUUUGAAUCGCAUGUGCUGAACACUGUCAAGGUUUCUUUUUUUCACCUUAGAAAUAUUGCCAGACUGCGUCCCAUGCUUUCUCUACCUGCAGCUGAAAAACUGGUUCAUGCUUUUGUUUUCCCCAGGAUCGAUUACUGUAACGCCCGGCUCGCUGGGGUGUCUAAUAGCAUCCUCACUAAAAUUCAAUUUGUUCAAAACUCUGCAGCCAGAAUUUUGUCUCGGUCCCGCUCAAGAGAUCACAUCACUCCUGUCUUGGAGGCCUUGCAGUGGCUGCCUAUCAGGUUUAGAAUUGAUUUUAAAAUUUUAAAAUCUUCAUGGGCUAACUCAGACUUCUCUGUCAGAUCUUUUAUCUCUGUUCUGCUGAUCUCAGACUGCUGUGUGUCCCGCCUGCUCGCCUGCGCUCUAUGGGUGACAGGACCUUCUGUUGCUAUGCCCCCAAAUCAUGGAACUCUAUUCCACUAGAGAUCAGGGACUCAGCUUCUCUGAGAGUUUUUAAGCUAAUUUAAAGACUUUGUUUUUUUAGAAAAGCAUUUUUAUGAUUUUUAUGAUUGUUUUAUUUCCUUGUAUUUUUUAUGUAUAAUCCUUUUAUUUUAUUGCUGUACUAUUAAUUGUGAAGAACUCUGACAUGAUUGCUUUUAAGGUGUUUCUCUCGAAACUCCACAUUCACAAAACUGCUUUGAAUGUUUAUUUAAUCACCAUAGAGAGCUGCUCAGUGCAUGAACUGCUGUCUUCAUUAUCUUUAACACUUUGACUACUGUGGCAUUUUUGAGCUUUGAUUAUUUGUAUUUGUUAAACGCAGAAAUAUGCCAAGUACUCAUUAACACUAGCAAGCAGGCUUUUAUAUUGUAUUUACUAAUUAUUUUUAAUAGACAUAUACAUUUGUGUUAAUGUCGUGCACUGCAAUA
Messenger RNA from Acipenser ruthenus (sterlet), 2637 nucleotides. RefSeq lists its product as uncharacterized. The transcript is spliced from 10 exons. Lineage: Eukaryota; Metazoa; Chordata; Actinopteri; Acipenseriformes; Acipenseridae. Bases 266 to 1555 code for a protein of 429 amino acids. The record is from RefSeq and is a predicted model, not a curated record.